ACAACAGAAUGGCGUGCAUUCUAAAUAAGUUAUUCAAAACUAGACAACAAUGCAUACUGCAUUGAUCUAAUGACAUGAUGUCACGGUAUGAUACGAUGAUUACGAUCCUCACCAACACCACCCAGAUAUCCACCGCACUACGACAGUGGGAUUGAGUGGAAGUAUAGUUUAGUAUGGUAUUGCUGCCUGUUUUAGUAUAUGCAGCUACGUGGCUUGUCUUGAAGAAAUGCGCGUGCUCGUACCACCAAAUAAGUAUAUCCCGGUUAGCUACUUACUAGCUAGCUCAUCGUCUUUGGUCACCACCAAAAAUGCCUAAGUACCCUAUCCAUCAUUAUCUUGUCCUGCACAUAUAAAGCACUCAUUAGCUUACUGAUCAUUACUUCAAGCCUUCAGGUGUUUCAUUCAUUCAGUAUGGGCAUGGCAGGCAUCUCAAUUUUCUUGACAUUUGUGGUUCUCUUCCUUACUAGUACUAAAGCUAGCACUGAUCAGACGAGCAACAGCAGCCGAGUUUAUAUUGUGUACAUGGGAUCUGCAGCUCCAAACUCUUUAACCAGCACUACAGCUUCCUUGAGGACUGACCAUGCUCGCCUCCUUACUUCUCUGUCGAGACGGAAAGCAAAUGCGUUGGUGCACAUUUACAGGCAUGGUUUCGCAGGAUUCGCGGCUCGGCUAUCAGAGGAGGAGGCACAGUCGAUGGCUCAAAAACCUGGAGUUAUAUCUGUUUUUCCUGAUCACUUACUGAAACUCCACACCACUCAUUCCUGGGAUUUCCUCAAGUAUCAGACUGAGUUAGAAAUCGACUCAUUUCCUAACAGCAUCUCCGAGAAUGAUGAUGGUGCUGCUGAUGACACAGCACCGGACUCUAAUGGAUCUGACACCAUUAUCGGCAUUUUAGACACAGGUAUUUGGCCGGAGUCGGAGAGUUUUAAUGACAAGGAUAUGGGUCCGAUUCCAUCAAGGUGGAAGGGAGCAUGCAUGAAAGGACCUGAUUUUACUUCAUCCAGCUGUAAUAGGAAGUUAAUAGGAGCAAGAUUUUACAACUCCAGCGAUCUAAUCACAGACAACGAUUCACCAAGGGAUUUAGUGGGCCAUGGUACGCAUGUUGCAGGCACAGCGGCAGGGAGUUUUGUACCGGGUGCAUCCUACUAUGGCUUAGCUGCUGGGAUAGCCAAGGGAGGCUCCCCAGGUUCAAGGAUCGCCAUGUAUAAAGUAUGCACAACAGAGGGUUGCUAUGGAUCGGCAAUUUUAGCAGCAUUCGAUGAUGCUAUCAGUGAUGGGGUGGAUGUUCUAUCUGUGUCCCUUGGUUCGUCAAGUUAUCAGCCGGAGCUGAGCAGUGACCCCAUUGCAAUAGGAGCUUUCCAUGCAGUGGAGCAGGGGAUUAUAGUCGUGUCCUCGGCAGGGAAUGAUGGACCGAACCGCGAAACAGUUGCGAACUUUGCGCCUUGGCUAUUGACUGUUGCUGCCUCUACCAUUGACCGGAACUUUGAGUCUAAUGUGGUCUUGGGGGGAAACAAAGUAAUCAAGGGAGAAGGCAUAAAUUUUUCUAGUCUCCAGAAAGUUCCUGUGUACCCACUGAUAUAUGCACCAUCUGCCAAGACAGCAGACGCUGAGGAACCCGAAGCAAGAAACUGCGACAGACAUUCAUUGGACGAAAAAACGAUCAAGGGAAAGAUUGUAAUCUGCGACACAGAUGUACCUUUUUAUACUACCGACAACCAAAUUGAGGCCGUGAAGAGUCUUGGCGGAAUAGGUGUAAUUUUUAACAGGGAUGAUCAUAUCGGGAUAAUAGCAGACACAUAUGGAGCAGUUCCUGCAACCGCGAUCAGUUUAAAGGAUGCCAAAGAUAUCUUCUCCUAUAUCAACUCAACCAGAAACCCAGUUGCAACAAUCUUACCAACAGAGACUGUGACAAAGUAUAAACCAGCGCCCACGGUUGCAUAUUUUUCAUCCAGGGGCCCUUCAGCUGCCACAAAUAACAUACUCAAGCCUGAUAUUGCAGCUCCUGGUGUGGACAUUCUUGCAGCUUGGACGGGCAAUGACAUGGAGGUUACUCCAUCUGGAAAAGAGGCCCCAAAAUUCAAUGUGCUCUCAGGGACUUCAAUGGCAUGCCCACAUGUUUCUGGGAUAGCAACCACCGUCAAAUCUCAAAACCCCACAUGGAGUCCAUCAGCCAUCAGAUCAGCCAUCAUGACAACAGCAACUCGAAUAAACAAUUUGAAAACCCCAAUCACUACAGAUUCAAGUUCAAUAGCCACACCAUACGAUUAUGGUGCGGGGGAAGUAACAGUAACUGGACCGCUACAUCCAGGUCUGGUAUAUGAAACUGACACCAUUGAUUACUUGAACUACCUCUGCUAUUAUGGGUUUGAUACAUCCAAACUCAAAACCAUCGCUAGAACUGCUCCAAUAGGUUUUGCUUGCCCCAAAGACUCCAAGGCUGAUUACAUAUCCAACAUCAACUACCCAUCAAUAGCAAUUUCCAAAUUCAAUGGAAAAGAAAGCAGGAAUAUAAGCAGGAAGGUUACAAAUGUUGCAGGAGAUGGUGAAGUGGUUUUCACAGCGAUCGUGGAUACACCUAGAGGUCUAAGCGUCAAAGUGAUUCCUGAUAAACUACAUUUUUCAAAGAACAACCAGAAGCUCAGUUAUCAAAUGGUUUUCUCUUCAACCGCAUCUGUUCCCAAGGAAGACAUGUUUGGGUCUCUUACAUGGAGCAAUGGAAAGUAUAAAGUCCGAAGUCCAUUUGUUGUAAGUGUUUGAAAACUGACAGGAGAGGAGUAUUCCAGUAAGUAAUGACUAUUAUAGAACAUCUGAGCUAAUAAUAGCACAGGGUAGAGCUGUAUCUAAGAAUUGCAAGUCAAUCCAUCGUACUGCACACAAGAUUAAACAGCCAGCGAACAUAGCUAUUUAAAGCAUACAGGGUUUGCAUUUCAUAAAUCCUUGAAUAUCUAUUAAAUCAAAGCAUGACAACCUAAGAAUGACUUCCGCACUGGUACGCAGUAACUUAAAGAGAACUGAUAUUUUUCAAUAAUUCAGUCCCUAACUUCCAUUACCAACAACUAGUUUCAUUACUAUGAGGCUCAAUAGCAGA
Rosa rugosa (rugosa rose) is the source of this 3088-nucleotide messenger RNA. RefSeq names its product CO(2)-response secreted protease-like. The record is from RefSeq and is a predicted model, not a curated record. The coding region runs from base 412 to 2757 and encodes 781 amino acids. Lineage: Eukaryota; Viridiplantae; Streptophyta; Magnoliopsida; Rosales; Rosaceae. Gene Ontology annotation, molecular function: serine-type endopeptidase activity. Gene Ontology annotation, biological process: proteolysis. The transcript is spliced from 9 exons.